This is a messenger RNA of Drosophila mauritiana, 3570 nucleotides long. RefSeq names its product SWI/SNF-related matrix-associated actin-dependent regulator of chromatin subfamily A containing DEAD/H box 1 homolog (gene Etl1). NCBI's taxonomy places the organism in Eukaryota, Metazoa, Arthropoda, Insecta, Diptera, Drosophilidae. The record is from RefSeq and is a predicted model, not a curated record. The coding region runs from base 122 to 2665 and encodes 847 amino acids. The transcript is spliced from 9 exons. Gene Ontology annotation, molecular function: chromatin binding; ATP binding; ATP-dependent chromatin remodeler activity. Gene Ontology annotation, cellular component: nucleus.
UCAAACGGCCGCACUAGCAUGCGAAUAUUCACAAAUACCACCACAAGAUUGUAGGAGUUGCAAACAGAAUUUGUGAAUAAGGACUGACAGAUUGCCAGGAAGCGUUUCGCCUUGUCCCACGAUGUCGGACAGCACAGUGGCCGCAUCUGCGUCGGCCUCCGCCUCCUCGUCCGCCAAGUCGAGCCUCAGCGAUCUGCGUCAGUUCCGCAUCAACAAGAAUGCUUCCUCUGCCGUCGCUAGUCUUUCGAAAACUGAGCGUGUGCCUGGGAAGAAGCGCAUCCAGGUGAUGGCCGACAGUGACAGCGAUGGCAACGACUCCCAGACGCCCAAGAAAACCAAACUGGAGCUGACCGUUAAGGAAAAGGAGGAGCGCUACAUGGCAGCCGCCAAGAUUUCGCCCCACUUCGACACAAUGGCCAUCCAGGAGUCCCUUUCCCGAACCAAUUGGGAUGUGGCCGCCUCAGUGCGAUACCUAAGGGAGAACUGCAAGCCCAAGGGCCACAAUGGACCACUGGCCAAGUCCAAGCUAAAGCCCAGGUCAAACGGAAUAAGUGGAACUUCACAAGGCAACUUCUCGGAUAACGACCACUCAGACGACGAUGAUGUGAAGCAGUCCAAGGACCAGGUGUACGACAGCGAUGACAGCGAUAGCGAGAUGUCCACCAAGAUGACGGGGCAGCGCAAAAAAGUUUUCCAGUUUAUGAACGAGGCUUCGCUAAUUGAACUGCAGUCAGUUAAAACGCUGUCCGAGAAGAAGGCAUUAGCCAUCAUUGAUGUGCGGCCAUUUAGUGAUUGGGCUGAUUUGCGCCAAAAGCUGGAGAGCAUCAGAAUGUCGGGUGAUCUUUUGAAUUACGCUCAAGAGCUGAUUAACAAACAGAACACGGUGGCCGCCAUUCUAAGCAAGUGCAAUAACAUGGUGUCGCGCCUGGAGAAGGCGAUUUCCAAUGGUGCUGGCAUUGUGGAGCAGCCUAAGCUUCUUAGCAGCGGUCUACAGCUGGCUGAUUAUCAGAUAAUUGGCCUUAAUUGGCUCACCGUAAUGCACAAACAAGAAAUGAAUGGCAUUUUGGCAGAUGAAAUGGGUCUGGGCAAGACAAUUCAGGUUAUUGCAUUUCUGGCCUAUCUAAAGGAGAAUGGUCUUAGCCAGGCUGCACAUUUAAUUGUGGUGCCCUCGUCCACGCUGGAUAAUUGGGAGGCGGAGAUUAGCCGCUGGUGUCCCGAACUGGUGGUGGAGAAGUACCAUGGCUCGCAGGACGAGCGGAGGAGAAUGCGAGGCCGCUUUGCCAAGGAUGGAUUUACCGGCUUUGAUGUUCUUCUGACCACAUAUCACAUUGUGGGAUCCACACCGGAGGAGAGGAAAAUGUUCCGGGUUUGCAAGUUGGACUACGUCAUUUUUGAUGAAGCCCAUAUGCUGAAGAACAUGACCACGCAACGCUAUGCUAACCUUAUAACCAUAAACGCUAGGAUGCGAAUCCUGCUCACUGGAACUCCGCUGCAGAACAAUCUGCUGGAGCUUAUCUCUCUGCUCUGCUUCGUGAUGCCCAAAUUCUUUGCCAAGAGCAUCGAGGACAUAAAAUCGUUGUUUGCUAAGAAGGGAAAAAGCGAUGGAGAUCAGGAUGAGGUGUCACAGUUCCAGGAAACACAAAUCCAGAGAGCAAAGCGUAUCAUGAAGCCAUUUGUACUCAGACGCCUUAAAAAAGAUGUCCUCAAGAACCUGCCCAAGAAGCUAAGCCUGGUGGAAAAAGUGCCCAUGAGCAGUCAACAGAAAAUAUACUAUCAUGAGCUGGUCGAUUAUUAUUCCAACAACAAGGGCGAGGUGUGCAGCAGCAGCGAAAGGGCCGGCAUAGCGAUCAUGAUGGAGAUGCGGCGCAUUGCAAAUCAUCCGUUGCUGAUGCGUCACUACUUCACCGACGCCAAUCUACGUGGAUUCUCUAAGCGCCUGGCUAAUGCCAGUUCCUUUAAAAAGACCAACGAGCAAUACAUCUUUGAAGAGCUAGCCGUUAUGUCCGACUUUCAGGUCUACCAGAUGAUGAACAAGCAUGAGUUUUACGAUGUGAAAAUACCUGAUAAUUUGAUAUGCGAUUCUGGAAAAUUCCGCUACCUGGAUACGUUGCUUCCAAAACUAAAGGAAGAAGGACACCGUGUGCUGCUUUUCAGCCAGUUCACCAUGAUGCUAGACAUUGUGGAGGAGUAUCUGCGAAUACGAAAGUUUGGUUUCUGUCGCCUGGACGGUGCGACCGCCGUAAAUGUCCGCCAGGACUUGAUCACCGACUUCAAUGGGGACGAUAGCAUCUUUGUGUUUCUACUAUCCACCAAAGCCGGUGGCGUUGGCAUCAACCUGACGGCUGCCGACACCUGUGUCAUUCACGAUAUCGACUUCAACCCGUACAACGAUAAACAGGCCGAGGAUCGGUGUCAUCGCAUGGGACAGCAGCGUCCGGUGACCAUUUACCGUCUCAUUUCCGAGAGUACCAUCGAGGAGGGCAUCCUGAUGGCCGCCGAAGAGAAGCUAAAACUAGAAAAGGACAUUACUUCCAACGAGAAGGGCGAGGUGCACGAGCAGCGAUGUGUGGUCAAGCUGUUGACCACAGCCCUUGGCUUGGACAAGGAUCAGGAGGAGCAGCUAAACAAUUCACUAAACAACUCCAUAGCCUCGCCCGCCAAAUAGGCAUCCUCGUUGUCGUCGUUCUCGUCCUUGUCCCCACCACCGUAUUUAUUCUGCGCAAGCAUUGGAUCAACUUGGUCUAAUCGUCCUACCGCUGUCAAAUCCUGUCAACAUCUUUUGAAUUGUUUUACACCAAUCAAUAUUGUAUUUAUAUAUUUUUUAAACUUGUAUGCAAGGAGAGAUUUGAUGUAUGGUAAGCCAAAAGUGGAUCAUAAAUCGAGUUAGCAAUUUUUCACCGUUAAGGCGACAUUAGUUCUUCUUCACUAGUAACAGCAACAUUUCCACGAUAAACCAAGCAGACAAGUUUAUAUUCUUGUUAUAUUGAUUUGUCAUCUUGAUUAGUUUUCCUUCCUGUAAGCGUUUAUGUAUCGAAUUGAAGCUAUUGUUAUAAGGAUAAAGAUCAUUUUGUGUACGAAUGCGAUCAUGUUCAUUUAUUUCUACAUAUUUUCUCUAUAGUUCGAGCAUCUCGACAACCCUUAACGGAUCGCUCUCGCAUUUUCCCACGAGAUUCUUUUGGUUGUGUGGUGCAAAGAGACUCGGAGAAUCGCUUUCCAGAGAGCCCAACUGUUUUGAAGAGCUUUCGGCUGGCGCGGCGAUUCAUCAAGUCUUUAGUCUUCAACUGAUCGCUCGCGCCGAUGAUUUAAUUUUUAAGUUAAAGCCUGCGCCCAGUGUAGCAGCCAGCAGCGUUACUCACAUCCAUACAUACAUACGUGCGAAUAUACAUACAUGCCCACAUAAUACGGCGUACAUCGAUAAAUAGAUAUACCCCGCAGAUAUAGUGUCUCGAUCGACAGCAACGAACCCAUGGAAACCUAAAUGACCGCUCGUAUGUGUACGUGUGAGUAAUCCGAACAAUAACUAUAUUAUAUACAUAAAUAGCGAGCGAUCUGCAUUAAAUGAGAGAAAAA